UAUAAAUUCUGCCAAGAUAUUUAUGAAAUUAUCGCACAAGAAGUUUAUAUUAGUGAUGGUGUUUUUGAAUCAAAUCCAUUAGAUGUCCAGUUAUUAGAUAUUGAAUUCGCAAAACGACCUGUGUCUGAUCAGAAUAAGGAUUUAACAUAUUUCUUGGUAAUAUUGAAUACUGUUGAUCAAGAAUCAAACACUGGACAAUAUAGUGUCACUAAAUGUCACCCAUUAAAAGUUCAAAGUAAUGUAUCGCUUGGACCAAGGGUGAAUUUAGUUAUGCCCAAUGGUGGACCUGGUAUUUUUGUGAUUUUUCCUCAAGCUGUAAUUGCCACUACUAUUUUGUCGUGGCAUCCUAGAGAUACUAUUGAUAAUAUUAGUGAAAUGCGUAUUUUAACAACAAAAACUGGUGUCAUGAGUUGUCGUUUGAAUAUUUCAGAAAUAAUAGAAGAAAGUGCACCUUUACAAUCUCAAGAAGAAAUGGAUAUUGAAGAUUCUCAGGCUAAAAGAAAUCGAGAGUUGAAACUUAUAUUUGAGCAAGCAAUUUUUCGUAACAAUGAUCACAAUGUCCCUGUGUCAUGCACUUUAUCGUCAGAUUUUAAAGGCGACAUCAAUAAAGUGGUUCUCGAACUUAGUGAUGAAAUAUUAGAUUCUAAUGAAUCGGUUGAUCUCAAAUCACAAUUGCAUGAGAGACAUAAUAAAAUGGCAUUACUUAUUCAGUUCAUUCGCAACAGUAAUGUUAUUGACAAGUUACAUCCAUCUACACGGCAGCGAUUGUUUUGGAAUGCGGAAAAGAUGGCAUGUGUGAAGAAGUUAUGGAAUCACCACAAUGCGUCUUAUUCACCUUUGCAGGAUGGAGCAGAGGGACCUUGCCGAAAAUUAUUAAAUGGUGCUAUCUAUGGAUAUUUCCAGGACCGUAACUUUCAAUCCCAAAAUGAAGAUUUAGCCAGGUUUUUUUAUCGAUACCGUGUGCGUGAUCUUGGUACUAUCUUCACUUACAUUCAACGUGUAAUAGAGAAUUAUAUGGAUGCUGAUGACCGUAAUAUAAUGGUCUUUGAGGCAAAUACUAUUAUACUGCUUGCUUUCGAAGCGGCUUUUGAUUUUAGAAGAAUGAAUAAAGAAUUGUACGCAAUAACUUCGAACGAAUCAAAAGAUUCCUGGACAUUUCAACCUGAGCUUUUAAAAGUUAUUCAUCAGCAGUUUGAAGAAACCGAUGUUGCAAUUCGAAGUUUCACAGUUCAACAGUCUAGUCAGACGGUUAAUGACUCACUUCAAUAUACCGGCCAAGGAGUUAAUGAUUAUAAUAAAGUUCAAACGAAAGACACUAGGAUAGAAACGCUUAAAGAUCAAAUGGUUAACUUGGCGGAUAUACUACUUGGAGCAACUACAGAACGAUUGAUCUGUGAUGACGUCAGGACUAGAAGUUAUGCACAGAAUUAUCGUGACCAGUGGUCAAACAUUUUAAAAAAGCUGGUCUCUAUCGGUAGAAGUGAUCGAGCUUUCGCUUUAAGCGAGUCUUAUGAAGACUAUAAAACAUUAGUUGAUUUGAUUAUGGAAUCAGGGGACAACAUUAAUGAUCAUAUUACAAUAUAUAUGGAAAAAUAUCAAGAAAAAUUCGCCUUUAAAUUAUACGAAUGGUAUAUAGAAAAAGAACGAUAUGCGGAUUUGUUAUUAUUAAUUCAGUCUCAUACUUCUGAGCAUCAAGAAUGGCUUAGAACGUUUCUAAAUGAACGGAAUUUAGGUGGAAUAUCUUGGAUGCACGAUAUAUACAUGGAGAAUUAUAAUGAUGCAUCAAUCAAAUUGCGGUUAUUGGCUCAAAAAGAAAUGCGUGUUAACAAACGAAAGACUUUUCUCAGCAUUAGUAAAUUAACUUUCUUGGCCGGCUUAAACGAUGAAGUGGACACUCAAAAUGAGGAUGUACAAUGUAAUAUGGAAGGCAAGUAUAAUGUUCAAUUUCUAUUUAUCGUUAUUUGUCUGUUUACCAAUUUAUUUGAUUCAUUAGGAAUUGAAAAUGGGUUCGAACUAAUUGACGCAUACACCGCACUUCAAGAUCAAUUUGUCGAAAUUAUUACUUCUACGGAUCAAACUGUAGAUGAAAGUAAACAAGUAGACGUGAUUGUGGACAACGCUGCCAAAAAUCUCAAACAAUAUCGACCAAUGCACGCAAAGGUGUUUGCGCAAUAUGUGCCAUAUAUUUUGAACGGUGAAAUGCUUUCAACAGAAGCGUUAAUUGAAGUAUUGACUCUCAAAGAGAAGAAGGAAAAAGAUGAUUUUCCAUUUACUUUACAGUUUACGUUAAACGAUGAAAAGUUACCUGAUGAUCGUCGUCGCGCAAUAUUACAAACAAUAUGGAGAAGGAUAUACAUAACUGAUAGGUAG
Cetraspora pellucida is the source of this 2370-nucleotide messenger RNA. The record is from the annotation of a GenBank genome assembly. Lineage: Eukaryota; Fungi; Glomeromycota; Glomeromycetes; Diversisporales; Gigasporaceae.